CAAACGGCUAAGAUCGGUUCGGAACGGUGAGUCUUGUUAGGCAGUGAAAGCGAAUGCAGAAGGCAUAAACUUCGUUCACAUCUACAUAUGUAUAUACGAUUAGCUCAGUCACUUGUGCAUUAAGAAGGAAAAUUUGUUAAUAAGAAAGACAAAAAACGCAAAAUCAUAAAAAAAUGGUGGAAACAGUAGUUACCGUUGAACGCAAUACUACCACGCAAACAACAGCGCCCAGUGGUGGCGGUGGUCUCAGCGCAUUGAAAAUCAAUAUCGGUUACUUUACGACAGUGCCUGGCAUAUUGAAACUCGUUCAAUUCGUGCUCGGCAUUAUUUGCAUGGCCUGUGGAUCACCCGCCUACAUCGCUGCCACGUCAUUCUUCCUAUUCGUGGUUGUAAUCUCGUUCAUUGCGACAAUUUUAUGGAUUUUCGCUUAUCUUUUGGGUAUACGUGAAGCUUUGAAUGUUGCCGUCAAUUGGAUAUUCACAGAAUUGCUCAACACUGCGAUAUGCGCGCUCCUGUAUUUCAUUGCCUUCGUAGUGCAAUUGGCCAAAUGGUCUGGUUAUCCGAGUACAUGGGCUUAUGGUUCGAAUAUUGCGGCCGGAGUUUUUGGUUGUUUCAACUUUUUGGCCUACGCUGCUGGCGCAUAUUUUCUGUAUUUGACGCAUAAGAGCGGCGCAAAUUAUUAGACGAGUCAAAAGAGUGAAAUUAAAACAAAAAACAACAACAACAAAGAAAAUAAAAGAAAUAACUAUGUAUACAAAUAUUAAAAAAAAAAAUAUUGCAAAACAAAAGAAACUAGUAGCUCACCUCAUAAACUUAUGCUACCAUACCACCAAAAG
Messenger RNA from Rhagoletis zephyria (snowberry fruit fly), 836 nucleotides. RefSeq names its product CKLF-like MARVEL transmembrane domain-containing protein 4. Gene Ontology annotation, cellular component: membrane. The record is from RefSeq and is a predicted model, not a curated record. Lineage: Eukaryota; Metazoa; Arthropoda; Insecta; Diptera; Tephritidae.